This is a messenger RNA of Mercenaria mercenaria, 1354 nucleotides long. RefSeq lists its product as uncharacterized. Lineage: Eukaryota; Metazoa; Mollusca; Bivalvia; Venerida; Veneridae. The record is from RefSeq and is a predicted model, not a curated record. The coding region runs from base 174 to 764 and encodes 196 amino acids. The transcript has 6 exons.
UUGGUUUUGAGUUAUAAACUUACAUGGUGUGUUUUUCUCUUUCAUUCCAAACUAAAUACGUUUCCGCAAACGAUCAUAUUUUUUAACAAAACAAACAGUGCAAUAUUUAAUGUUAUCAUCAUUUUAAAGAUGUUUAGAUAUGAUGAGAUUGUAUAACUGUUCAAAAACAGAUCAUGUUGAAAAUUUUGUUUCGAUUUUGGUUCUUCGUAAGAUAUUUGUUUUGGAGGACGAUGCAGUAUUUUCAUCCACUCCCCUUAGCAUGUCCCGGUAAGAACGAAAGACAAAAACUACUUCCGAAACAGCAUUCCAAAAGCGGAUGUCCUAUUGCAGCUGAAGUUAGUAUAUGUGACAUAUGGAAUACCACACGGACACAGACGUUUGCAAAACAACUUCAAAUGUUUUUGAAAACAGAGAUGAUUUCUGUGAAAAGAACAUACAGACAGGAAACUGCUUCUAAAUCAAUACCUUGCGUAGUUCUUUGCCUGCGACAGUCAAGACUUAUGCCCGAUGUGGCUUAUUCUCUUACAGAUGUUGAAGAAAAAUGUUACAGACACAUUAUAUUGGUGCUUAUGCAUUUCAAGGCCGACGAUAAAAUUGAACAAGCCGUCGAUCUGCAGAAAAGCUCAAGAGUGUAUCUAAACAUGACAAUACUUGACUGUUUUUUACAAGAAACCCUAUCUAAUAUAGGUGAAAUGAACAAAAGAAUUCUGGAAGCAAUAUUAACAAUUGGAUUUCAGCAACAGAAGAUGCAUACUAAACACUGAACACAGCAAAAAUAUAUAAAAAUGACAUCAAAUUCAUGUUAAGGAGGUCGUAUACCUUAACAUUUGUAUAUGUGCAUGUCCAGCCAGAAGCUAAUGUAAGGAUUUACGACAAUGUUUGCGACUAAAUAAAUGUAUUUAUUCUUCUGAAACUGUCUCUGGCCUGAUGCUGAAUGGUUAAAUAAUGCUGAAAUAAUAAACAAAUUACCGUAAAAGUGCUACAAAACACUUUGCGUUAAUAUGACGUCAUCGGCGUCAUGACGUUACGUGUCAGUUACCCCACAAAAUUAAAAGUACGUAAUUCAGAUUUUUUAUUUGAGCUUUGAGACAGCCAUUAUUUGCCGAAGUAUUUCGUGAGUCUUUCGCUUUGAAUAAUGAUAAAUAAUUUGUGGCUUUUAUUACUUACGCGGAAUGUAAGAAAAUGUAUUUGGGUGCAAAAAAACAAAGACAAAUAUCAAACAGGGAAUGCCACGUACCAAUAACGCAGCCUCUCCAAAACGAAACCCACAGCACGCAGACGCGUGCACCACAAACGCACACACACACACACACAUACACGCGCACACACACAAAAGAUACUUCUCAUCUUGACA